CCCAGGCAAUAACUUGUUUUACGAUGUCCCAUUUGAUUUUUCAUUUCAGUAUAACUCCAAGACGACAUACAGCUGAUGAAGACGAUUUUAAUGGUACUGUCAAAUAUAUCACAUUUCAACGUGGUGAAACUGGACCACAAUUUGUAGAAAUUGACUUGUUUGAUGACUUAAGUAUUGAACCAACAGAAACAUUUACUGUUUCUCUCUCGUCAAAAUCACGUGCAAUUCUUGGGAAAUCUUCCGCUGUAAACAUACAAGAUGUUGAUGGUAAUUUGUUUUAAGAAUUUUUGUUUUUAUGAUACAGUAGUUGGUAGGAAUAAAAUAAUUGAAAUACAAAUUUCAUUGUAUUCUUUUUAAAGUUCUUCCUACCAAUGCCUAACCUAGCUCAUCAUUGUAUUGCAUUCAACUAGUUUAAUUUUUUCUCUUCCACAUUGACAGUCGUAAUUAACUUCACUCGAUCUGUUUACAACGUGAGAGAAAAUGAAGGAAAAGAGACAGUUGCAAUUUCAGUAACAAAUGGUGCAGUGUCCGAACCAGUGACUGUGAGGUAUGCCAACUUGUGAUUAAAUAAUUGAAUUUAUUAGUAGAGCACUGCGUUUUGUUAUAGUCAACCAACGAACACAUUAAGUAAUCUCUGAUCCACACCGGAUCUCAUGUUUGAGAUACUUCAACUUGUCUUGUGGGUGGCUCUUGCUUGAGAACUGCUUUCUGUUGUUCACUCGUGAAUGUUCACCUCAAUAUCAUAGCAGGGUCAUAAAUUAAAAGAGCUUAGUCGUAUUAAGGAUGAAGUUAUGUGAUAUACUAUUAGUUUUUCACUGGAAGCGUCUAUCAAAGAAAAAUCUUAAUGCUUUUAUUUUCCCAAUACCAUUCUUUACGACAUUUUUUUUUCAGCGUAACUCCAAGACUAGGUACAGCUGGCGAAGAAGAUUUUGAUGUUACUGUCAAGCAUGUGACAUUUCAAACUGGUGAAACAGGACCAAAAUUCGUUGAUAUUGGCCUGGUUGAUGAUACCGAUGAUGAACCAACAGAGAAAUUUACUCUUUCUCUCUCGUCAAAUUCACGCGCAAUUCUGGGAGGACCUUCUGCUGUUAACAUAAUAGAUAAUGAUGGUAAUUAAUUUGAAUAUGUAUUUUUCGAUGUUGUUACUCUUCGUCUUUAUCAACGUUUGUAUGUGUGUCUGUGUGUGUUUGUCUCUCGCACGGUAACUUAUCAAACUAUAAAAAGAUCAAAGGUACGAAAAUUUGUGAGCAUUGCCCAAGGGCAAAGUGAUUAAAUUUUGGCUAUAUUUGGAUAAAAAUUGGAUAAGAAAUUAAAUUUGUCUUGCUGUGCCGGGUAGAGUAAACUGAAUACGUAAUUAGCACAUUAUAAUUUAUGCAUGAUACGUAACUGAACUAUUCGGUGGCGGAGGUAUGCACUCUCCCUCUUGUUGUUCUUUUGUUCUUUAAUCAAUUUAAUUUCUUGUUUGUUUAUUGUUUAAAACUUCUUCUUUAUUAACUUUAAAUUUCUUUUUAGUUCCACCUCCUCCAGUGAUCAAGUUCACCCAACCCAUUUACAAUGCGUCAGAAAGUGAUAAUGCUGUUGUUGGAAUUUCUGUUACCGAUGGCAAAGUCACUGAACCUGUCAUCGUAAGGUGAGUGAAAAUAGAUUUGCGUUUACAUGGCUCAAUCUAAUGUUUCUUUGAUGUUGUAGUCACUAGAAAUAGUGUAAAAUAUGAAAAUUAUGCAAGGCUUAACGGCAUACGAGGCGUUAGACAGAAUAUGAUACUGAAAUCAGAAUCAGAGAAAGUGCAACACAACUUAAAGAAAUAUUCUUAAGUAGAAUCUAUUAGAUAAGACAAAGUUGAAAAUUCUAACUUCGUUCAACUAAAUUUUAAUCAAACAGGCAUAAAAAUUGAAGUAUUGCAAAUAACGUUUUUCAGCAUAACCCCAAAUUCAGAUACGGCUGGCAAAGGAGAUUUCGAUGGUGCUGUCAAAGAAGUUACUUUUCAACCUGGUGAACGUGGACCAAAAUUCGUUGAAAUUGGCCUGAUUGAUGAUUUUGUUGAUGAACCAACAGAAAAAUUUACUGUUUCCCUCUCGUCAGAUUCACGUGCAAUUCUGGGAGGACCGUCUUCUGUAAACAUAAUAGAUGAUGACGGUAAUUAUUUUGAAAAUGAAGAAAGAAAGGCACUUUCGUUGCCGUUCUCGCUGUUGUUUCCAUCUCUUACAACAAUUGUUGUUAAAGUUUUAGUUGUUCUUGUCGCUCUUUUGGCUGUGCUAAACUUCUUCUUUAUUAACUUUACAUUCCGGCCCUAUUAGUCAGUCCCAGCUCCUCCGGUCAUCAUCACCGAAAUUAUUUGCAAUGUACCAGAUAGCGAAAAUGCUGUUGUGUAACGUAUAGGCGUGGGAGAAUUUUACGAACGUCGGGUAAAUUUAUGGCCGCCCUCCUAAUUUUUUCCUCCUGUACGCCUAUGGAAAAACGUCCAUUAUACUUUUACUUCAGCCGCCGCCGCCAUCCUGGGAAUAUUGCAUUGUUGUAAUGAAUAUAUUUUCCUACGUAUUCGCUGAUUAUUGCAUAAAAAUUUUUCUUGCUCUUGUUCUUUUGUUUUUUAAUUGUUCAAGUUGGGUUUUUUCCUGUUGCUGUUUGUUCGUUUUGUUGCGUACAACUUCUUCUUUACUAGCUUUUUAUUUCUUAAUUAGCUCCACCUCCUCCAGUUAUCAAGUUCACUCAACCUAUUUACAAUGCAUCAGAAAGUGGUAAUGCGGUUGUUGGAAUCUCUGUUACAAGUGGCAAAGUCACUGAAUCUGUCACUGUAAGGUAGGUGGAAAGUUUUGUUUUUAGGUGGCUUGCUAAAAUUAUUGCCUUUACAUGGCCACCAGAAAAAUGCAUUGAAUUGAUAUUAAACUGUCAACCAAAAUUAACUAUUUAUCAUGCCAGACAGUACGCUAAAAGUCUAAGACAUGUUCUCCAAUUAGUUUUUCGGUAAAAUAUAUCAUGUCAAGAUAAAGCCGUAAAUCACAACUUUACUCUAUUAAGCCUUAACCAAACAGCGCUUAUAAAUCGAAAAUGAAUUAUUUACCAAAAUAUUUUUUUCAGAAUAAUCCCGAAUUCAGGUCAUUCAGAUACAGCUAGUCAAGACGAUUUCGAUAGUACUGUCAAAUAUAUUACUUUUAAACCUGAUGAAACUGGACCAAUACUCGUUGAAAUUGAUCUAGUUGAUGAUUCUGUGGAUGAACCAACAGAGACAUUUACUGUUUCCCUCAAGUCAAGUUCACAUGCAAUUCUGGGAGGACCUUCCUCUGUGAACAUAAAAGAUGAUGGUAAUUCUUUUGAAAAUUUAUUGUUUCACAAUAGUAGGUAAACACACAAAUGACUGUCUUUGAUACGUUUAACUUUAUCCUUUGUUGUUGUUCUCGUUGUUUUUGUUCUCACUAUUGUUGUUCAUCUUUUUCUUCUUCUUCGCCUUCUUCUUGGCUUGCUUUUUUACCUCUUUAGAUUGUGUUCAACUUCUUCUUGAAUAAAUUUACAUUUCUUUUCAGUUCCACCUCCUCCAGUGGUCAUCAAGUUCACUCAACCUAUUUACAAUGCGUCAGAAAGUGAUAAUGCUGUUGUUGGAAUUUCUGUUACCGAUGGCAAAGUCACUGAACCUGUCAUCGUAAGGUGAGUGAAAAUAGAUUUGCGUUUACAUGGCUCAAUCUAAUGUUUCUUUGAUGUUGUAGUCACUAGAAAUAGUGUAGAAUAUGAAAAUUAUGCAAGGCUUAACGGCAUACGAGGCGUUAGACAGAAUAUAAUACUGAAAUCAGAAUCAGAGAAAGUGCAACACAACUUAAAGAAAUAUUCUUAAGUAGAAUCUAUUAGAUAAGACAAAGUUGAAAAUUCUAACUUCGUUCAACUAAAUUUUAAUCAAACAGGCAUAAAAAUUGAAGUAUUGCAAAUAACGUUUUUCAGCAUAACCCCAAAUUCAGAUACGGCUGGCAAAGAAGAUUUCGAUGGUGCUGUCAAAGAAGUUACUUUUCAACCUGGUGAACGUGGACCAAAAUUCGUUGAAAUUGGCCUGAUUGAUGAUUUUGUUGAUGAACCAACAGAAAAAUUUACUGUUUCCCUCUCGUCAGAUUCACGUGCAAUUCUGGGAGGACCGUCUUCUGUAAACAUAAUAGAUGAUGACGGUAAUUAUUUUGAAAAUGAAGAAAGAAAGGCCCUUUCGUUGCCGUUCUCGCUGUUGUUUCCAUCUCUUACAACAAUUGUUGUUAAAGUUUAAAGUUUUAGUUGUUCUUGUCGCUCUUUUGGCUGUGCUAAACUUCUUCUUUAUUAACUUUAUAUUCCGGCCUUAUUAGUCAGUCCCAGCUCCUCCGGUCAUCAUCACCGAAAUUAUUUGCAAUGCACCAGAUAGCGAAAAUGCUGUUGUGUAACGUAUAGGCGUGGGAGAAUUUUACGAACGUCGGGUAAAUUUUUGGCGCCCUCCUAAUUUUUUCCUCCUGUACGCCUAUGGAAAAACGUUCAUUAUACUUUUACUUCAGCCGCCGCCGCCAAACUGGGAAUAUUGCAUUGUUGUAAUGAAUAUAUUUUCCUACGUAUUCGCUGGUUAUUGCAUAAAUUAUUGGAAUUUUUCUUGCUCUUGUUCUUUUGUUUUUUGUUCAAGUUGGGUUUUUUCCUGUUGCUGUUUGUUCGUUUUGUUGCGUACAACUUCUUCUUUACUAGCUUUUUAUUUCUUAAUUAGUUCCACCUCCUCCAGUGAUCAAGUUCACUCAACCUAUUUACAAUGCAUCAGAAAGUGGUAAUGCGGUUGUUGGAAUCUCUGUUACAAGUGGCAAAGUCACUGAAUCUGUCACUGUAAGGUAGGUGGAAAGUUUUGUUUUUAGGUGGCUUGCUAAAAUUAUUGCCUUUACAUGGCCACCAGAAAAAUGCAUUGAAUUGAUAUUAAACUGUCAACCAAAAUUAACUAUUUAUCAUGCCAGACAGUACGCUAAAAGUCUAAGACAUGUUCUCCAA
Messenger RNA from Paramuricea clavata, 4968 nucleotides. The record is from the annotation of a GenBank genome assembly. NCBI's taxonomy places the organism in Eukaryota, Metazoa, Cnidaria, Anthozoa, Malacalcyonacea, Plexauridae.